Molecule: messenger RNA, 2853 nt
Organism: Paralichthys olivaceus (Japanese flounder)
Lineage: Eukaryota; Metazoa; Chordata; Actinopteri; Pleuronectiformes; Paralichthyidae
Gene: c5h17orf75
Product: chromosome 5 C17orf75 homolog
Cellular component (GO): trans-Golgi network
Source: RefSeq, a predicted model, not a curated record
CAGAAACCCAUGUCGCAGUCGGACCUAUUUUGGAACGUACACAGUUGAGAGGCGCAGUUGAAACAUCAACGAGAAGCUGUUCUUCUAACCGGAGCUCGUGUUGCUGCUAGCUUCCUCCGCGCAGCAGCGGGACCAUGUUCACCUCCCAGACCUCGUCCUUCCAGGAGUCCAUCGACGUGGAGGAGAGAGACGACUUCGACAGCGAGGACAUCUCCGGGUACAGCCAGAAAACUCAGCUCAACUGCUACUACACCAUCUACCUCUACCAGGGCACGAGAUCUGAGGCUUCUGCGGAAAAUGUGGCAUGGAACCAGAGACGAGCAGACUCCACAACCAGUCAGGAAGACUUUAGCCUGACGCUGAUCGACAGCAGCCUGCCAUCAGAGGCGGAGCCUGAGCUGCGGACCUACAUCUCAAGGAGGCUGAGUAAAGGAGCCCUGCUCGGAGGCAUGGGAAACAUCGCUACUGUGGAACUCAGUCUCCCAGAAGAGGCGGUUGGCUGCUACUGCUGCCUCCUGGAGCAGGAAAGGUCUCCUGAGCAGCCCGAUGCUGAUGGUAAUGGAUAUGUAAUCUGUUUCAUGGGUGGCUCUGAAAAAGGACUGAACCUAUUUAGAUUAGAGCUUGAUAAAUAUGUCCAAGGCCUGCAUAGCAGCCUGCAAACACCAGAGCUGCAAAACCUGGAGACGGAGGUGCGUCCCUAUCUGAGCCGGUGGUACGAGGAGUCUGUUUUGCACAUUUACAGAGUGGUACAGCUCGUCCAGAGCAACAUCAGCUUCCUGUUGCACGCUGCUCUGAGUCACACACAUGUGGAGGUCGUCAAUUCAGACGAGAGGACAAAGGCUGAUGUGUCCAGGUUCAUCAAAGCAGCCAGUUUACAGGGUCUGUCCCAACAAGACACCACAGCAGCUUCUCUGUGUAAGGCGCUCUCAGAGGAGACACAGUGUGACCUGGUCAUUGACUGCUCCGCCAGCCCACCCACACUCUUAAACACUGUCAGUAAUCGUUUCUGUGAUGACUGGAAUCAGGCAUUUCUGAACGCUGCAGAGCGUUGUAAUCCCUUCUUGCUCAGACAGAUUCUGGAGAACUUCAAGCUUAAGGCCAUCCAGGAUAUGAACAGCCUGAAGCGCUUUGUGCGACAGGCAGAGAUGAGUCACUACGCCCUGUUCCGCUGCUGCCAGUUCCUGCAGGGCUGCGGAAAUGGGGAUGUGCUGCUGCAGAAUGCCAGGGCGGAGCACAGCGACCUGCCCGAGGCCUGCAGCAUCAUCACCGUCCUGGAGGAGUUUCUCAGGGAUCAGUCCCAAGCCCAGGCCUGAUUCCAAUAUGAAAUUUAACUCCAAGUUCCUUUACUCCAAGUACUUUUCGAGUUGAUGGUAAAACAAACUGCUCUACCAGCCACAAAGUAGAUCAUUUAUUAUCACUCUGAACACUACAUCCUAUUUUAAUUCUCAGAUUGCAUAACAUUUGGAAAAGUACUGAAUAUAUACAUAAAACACUGACAACUUUCAAUGAGCCUUUCUCAACUAAUGUGUCUUUAGGGGCAAAUCAUUGUUUAUUCACUCAGUAACGUCACACACAAUCCAGGUUCAUAAAUAGUUGAACUCAAAGGUAAAGUCCUCAGUGAAGGUUAAUUUAAAUUUAAGACUAGAAGAUCACUCAGCAGAGCUCAUACCGCCGUCAGGGCCGAACAUUCCUACACAUGAUGGUUUAGUUCUUAUGGUAGAAAAAAAGUAGUGGUCUAAUAAGCUGAAUUUAUUUCUCAUAAGAUAUAGUUGUAAACAGUGUAAAAUGAAGGUCUUUGUAUUAUUUCCUGAGAAAUUAACAAAUGUUGAAAAAUGUUCAGUGUUGCCAUGUUAAAGAAAGUUAAAAAACACUCACACUGGAUCGGCCACUGAAUUCAUAUCAAUACAAAAGGUAUUGGAUUAUGAUUCUUCUCUCACAGAGGUUGAUUGAAAUCGGUUUAGUAGUUUUUGUGUAAUCCUGCUGACAAAUAAACCGACACACAAACAAACUAGCAGACAUGGGUGAAAACAUAACCACAUUGGCUGACAUGGAAAUAAGAUCAACCUGUAGAUCACAAUUUCUUUUUAAACUUGUUGUGUAAUGUGAGUUGUGUUUUGCUAACUGACAAUGAUCACAGCACGGAAUUGAUCCAAACUAAACCAAAUUGUUUUGGUUCCCUUUUGUGAAGAAACAUAUUAAGGAUGCACAAAUCACUUUCAUGCAUUGCUUGUUCCAUAGGCUUUGUUUUUGCUUUUCCCUUUCAACCCAGUUCUUGCAGUACUAUAUUAUUUUUGUCUAAUGGAUACUGCUAGUAUAUGUAUGUACUGUAUGUGAUAUUAGACAUCUGUGUAAUUUAUCUGUGGAAAUGAAGCGUUAUAGGUAUCAUGUAAUUUUUGGACAUAACUUGUACAUUAGAACAAAUUAUUUCCUUCGCCAGCUCAAGUUUGUGAGAAGAUGUCAGGCGCUAUGUGACGAGUCACUCAAUUCAUGUUCUAAACAUUUGUGUGGCUUCAAAGUUUAUAAUUAGCCACUAAAAAAAAUGAGUAAGUAAGAAUUAAGAUAAAUCAAAGAAUAUAAAUAAAUGUCCUCACAAUAAUAUCAGCAUGCCUUAACUUUAUUUUCCUCCAUUCAAACAAGUCCAAAGUGAGAACAGCAAUAUCAGUGUCGGUGGUGUUUACUUUAAACUGUGAAGCAGGUGACUUGUACAUUUUCCUGUUGUGAUCGAUGGUGUUGCUGACCCACAGUGAGUAUAUGUGGACGUUUCUGUACAGUGUGUUCUCUGUAGUUAUAAAUGACAUGAACUUCUCGGCUUCUAUAGUCAGAGAUGAAAUUAAAACCACAGUGGAAACUCUC